AUGAAAGUCGAUGACUUCGGGAAAAAGUUGACCUCUGAGCAGGUUUUUUUUGUCAAUCCACUGUUCGGUUCAUUUUUUUUUUCAAGCAAAUCAUACAGCAAAUGUGGGCUGCUUCAACCUUGUCCACGGAUAUUGCUUUGAAGCUGCUACGCGAACAUUCCUGCAAUUUGGUUUCGCUUUCAAGUGAGUUCAUUUUAAUUGACAAGCUUUUAUUUUAUCGAAUUUUUUAGAUGAGCUAAUUAAAGCGGCCACCAUGACAGAACAAUUCGAAGAGCGGUUUACAGAUUUUAUAAUAAUUUUAGUGAAAACAGAGGUGAUAAGCUUUAUUUUCAAAUGAAUGUUGAGAAUUUUAGAAAAUUUCAUGGGCAACCGUUUUGAGAAGUGUUUGUCUUUUUCAAGACUAUCGAAAGUAUGAAUGUAUGAAUGGAGCCUGUCGUCUGGUAGAAUUCGCCUUGAUUAAUUUACAGUGAGUUAUUUUUCCUGGGAUAAACUUUCAAACUCAUUUUUAAGAUGUCCCUCGCUAGAAGACACAAAAUACGCUUCUGAUUUGUGUAGUGCGAUUGGAGACGUUUUCGCCUGGCUUUUAAAUGCCAUUUUGGUUUUUCUGGAACACUUUCAUUUUUAAGUUCAGAUUUCAGGAAAUCGGAGAAAUGCGAAAUUCAAAACACGACAUUCCCGACGCUUUGAAUCGCCCUUUUGCCGCCACUUUGAGGAUUUUAAAAGACUCAUUAACUUCACAGUUUUUGAGAAGAUAUAAAUAUCAUUCAGGUGGGAAAUUUACAAUAUCUUGGUCACGAAAAAUUGAAAAAAAAGUGUUUUUUUUUCAACUUGUACUUUCCCCAAGCCACUUGAAACGUCAAAAAAAAUUAAAAAUUCUAAAAAUGCUCAAAGCAGUUUUUACCAUUGAGCUUGAAAAUAAUCAUCACUUUCUUUCUCAGUGCAAAAAAGAUUCAAUAUUCAGAACUGGUGCAAUUAGUACGAACAACAGUCGAAGCUAUGGAUCGGUUUGAGGCGAGAAAUGACGAGGAUAUUCUGAAAAUUAUGCAGGCCACAUUGAAACGGCAUUUUGAAGCGUACGUUUCUUUUUGGGAAAUUACAGCCUGUCAUUGUAUUAUUUGCAGAAUUUGCAAGCCCAUCCAAGUUUUCGACCAAAAAAAUGAAUGCUGUGAUCGAUAUAAGCAGGUUUGAAUGGACUGAAAAACAGUUUGAGAGAUAUUUGUGGGAAAUAUUAGGUUGUUUACUAAGUUUCUUUCUUUUUUGAAGGAAAUUUUUUUAAAAAAGUUUUCAACCAGAAAAGCACUUCUCACAAUUUUGCUUCGUAUAGUAUUUACUACUACACAAUCUGAAGUUCAGAUUAAAAUUAACUGUACUCCUAUAACACUAUGCAGAAAAAAGAUACAGAACUUUGUCCGAACUCGAAAAAUCUCGAUUUUUGGAAAGUUUUGCGAAUUUAUUUUUUAUCUUACUUUUUCAAUCUUAUCAUUUGAACAAGUUACAUAAAACGUAAACUGAGGUGGUGUGCUUGCUCGUGAAAGUUUUCGUUUGCUUCCAAAAAAUUUGAGAAAUGAAUUAAUUAUUCAAAAGCCAGACCAUACAAAUGUAUGAUUGGCCAACAUUGUUGAAACAAUGCGCGUCCUGUUUUUGUUUGAUUUUCCCCGAAGUACAUUUGUAAUUAUUUAUCAGGUUCGAGGUUUUGAAAAAAAUUAUAGGCAUAAAAUUAGCAACCGGCAGCUACCGUGAAACUCGAGGAUUUAAUUUUACAGCCUUUUUUCAUCAAACAAUUUUUAUAGCACCAGGGCAGUGGUUUCUAUCCACUCUCAAAUUUUCUGUUCUUUGCUAUCUCUCAAGUUAAUAAAAAAAACAAGUACAACUAAGGUCACUGCAGCCCUGUGUCAAUGCAGAAGUGGUUCAGCUGAGUGUUUCCGGCCUAAAACUUUGAGAAACGGUAAUCAACUGAAAUGACAGCUUGAUGAACUUCUGGAGGCUCUCUGACGGCGUCAAACGUUUAGACCUUCUGAAGAAAACGUGACUGAUCCAGACCAUGUCUGUACUAAAUAACCACAAAAAAUCAAAAUCAAUCUCGAAGCCGUUCAUGAGAAAAGCUUCUAAAUGUUCAGCGACCAUGUCAUUGUCAUUGAUCACUGACCGAAACUUUUAAAGAAAAAAGAUUUUUAUUUUUUCUAAGAGGUGUUGAAAUCGAGUUAGUUGCCCUUUUUUGAGUAUAUCAUUGCUCGUUUUAAGUCAGAAACUCCAAAAUUAACAGUCACGUUAACAGAUAGCUGAGGAUGACGGGGGAGAAAUUGUUUGCUGUUUGAAUCCAAAAUUGAAAAGUUAUACACCAAGUAACUUUCAACCAAAAAAAGAAAGAAACUUAGUAAACGACCUAAUAGCUUGUAAUAUUCUUUGAACUAAAUACAUUAAUCACUUCAGAACGAUGAGAAGUAGUUUUCAUUGAGUGAAAUUUAAAGGGACGUGGAAAGCAACUAGAAAAUAGUCUUAAUGAAGCAUAUAUUCGGUAGAGUUCCGGGACGUGUAAUCACGAAUUUCAAUUGAUAUUCAAAAACUUGGAAACAUUUUUUCCAGACGAGAACUUGUGUGAGAACUCUGACGUCCGUCUUCGCUUGUUAUCGCAUUCUGAGCUCGGUUGAUGAGGUUUUUAUGCUUGGUUGGAGUUGUAAACUAAUUUCUCGUGGUUUCAGGUCGCCGAUGCUUUUCACGCUUUCGCCACAAUAAAUGGGAUGACUUUCGCCGAAGUAGUCUUCGAUAUGGUCCAUGCGACCUUGUUGAUUCAGGUUCCUUUUUUUCGAUCUCUUUCGAAUCAGAUUUAAUAAUGAUAAUUUAUCCAUACACGAGGUGCAAAGAAUAUAAUUAAAGUUGAGAACCGGCUUAACCCUUAAGAGUGACUUUACCGAAUAGCGUGUACAGUAAAGAAUCACAGUUAAUAAAUUACACGUUUAGGUGGUUUGAGAUUCACUCAUGAAGCUAUUUCAUAGAAGUCGCCUAGGAAUUUUGACCAACAAUUCUUUUUCAGGGGUGUUGUCUAGAAGGGAUUUGAAAAUUUCUGGAGUUUCUCAUUUCAAGUGUUGGGAAUUACACUACGUUUGUUUUGAUAUUUUGAAUUUUUUCGAACCUUCGAGUCUAAUACAUUGGAGAAGGUUGAAUAGAUGUUCCAAAGAAAAAAUAUUAAGUAGCAGAAUUUCCGAGAAAUUAUCGAAAAAAAACCUUCAAGGGAUCACUAGUAUACCGGUGCUUAGUUGAACUUGCUGGCCUUUCCUCUUGAUUGGGUUGAAAAAACCAACUCUAAUUUUACUGUAUUGUUCAAAGUAUUUUCAUCAUUUUGAGGCCACAUUGAAAAUUUUACUUUUCCUCCGAAUUUUUUCCCAUCGUGUCUCGAAGAAUUAUAACGAGAUGCUGUGAAUCGAAAAUGACACUAGAUUGAGAACACUUUUCUUCAAUUUUGAUAUCUGAAUUUUUGAGGCGGAAGAGCACGAAAAGCCUCAAAAAAGGAUGGAAGUGAGGGUUACAUUCCGAUGGCACGUCGCUGUUUUCUACUACCUGAAACUGUCGAAGAUCUGGAACAGCAUGGUCAAACGCUACAAACAUGCCGUCAAGGAAAUUUCCGUUGCUAUUGAGCGCGUUUUGAACACCUUGAGAAUGGUUGGAAUCGAAAAAAGAAAAUAAUCAAAAUACUUUGUUUUGUCUAGACGUUGGAUCUAGUCGACGCCGCUUGGAAAGACUGUUCCUUUAGAAGUUUGUUGAUGAACUUGGUCAAGGAGGGGCUGAUGGAGCAGAAAAUAGCCGACAAGUUCAUUGAGACGAGGUGAGCUGUUGUCAUUUUGAAAGAGAGUCUCGGAAUAGUUUUAGAUAAAUCUCAAUUCGUUUCUCGAUCUUUUACAGCUGUGUAUUUCAGAUCCCCAAGUUGAAUCCUAAAAAAGAAUGAUAGUGUUUGUUGUAAUGCGAAGCAAAUUGUAAAAUAUAACCCCUUUCUCUUCUUCCACUCAAAUUUUAUAUUCAGGAUUGAAAAUAAGUAGUUUUGUUUUUCGUUUUUCACAUGCUACUCGAUUCAGAAAGAAACCAAUUUUAGGCUGAAGCAGAUGCAGCAAAACGGGGAAGUGACGAUUUAUUCGCGGCGGGACCCGAAUCAGGCGCAAAAAAACGAUAUCAGCAUGUUGAACUCGGCGCUGGGAGCCGCCUUCUCCAUGACGUCAUCGAUGUCGUUUGUAGGUUUUUAUAAAUCGCUGAAGUAAUUACAUAUUAAAAAUUUAAAAAAAAAUUAAGGAUUCCGGAACGGAUAUAGAGGUGUUUUUUUCCGAACUUUUUAUUGGUUUUUUUACUAGAAUCUUUAAAAAAAUCAUUGCAAUUUUGUGGAGUGAACAAGUAAAAAAUUAAUAGUGGGUGUUUUGAGUGUGUUCACGGCACGGGAAAGUAAUUUUCAGAGUUUAUCUGAACCUUGAAAGAUUUUUGCGCUUCCAAGUAACCAGGCACCAGUUUUAGAAUCCGCUAGAAAUUGUUUACCAAUUUUUUUGUUGAAUAUUUGAAACUAACCGUGUUCAUGUUUGCUCAAUACUUGUUGUUUGAAAAGUUUUUGUCCGUUUUUCACGGCUUGAAAAGCCUAUUUACUGCAUUUCAUUGAGCGAUCAGCAAGAUGUGUAUCUCUCUGCUCCCUCAUCGGUAAGCUUAGAGAAACAUGAAAGUAGCCCGUCAAGAUGAGAGACGAAAGCCGCCCUUUCAAGUCGGGAAAACGGACUAUAAAUGGUUUUCGAAAAAUGGAGGUUCUCUUGUUCAGGAAAAGCUUUCGAUAAUCGUUCAACAGGGGAUGAUGGGAGCCAGUGGGUUCACUUUCGAAGCCAUUUGCGCCACUUGCUGUGUUGAGGGGAAUCUCGCCGAUUUCAGUAGUCGUCUGGCUCAGUUAGUUCGAUUCUCCGAACAAAUGACUGAAAUCGAACUGCAGACUCAACUUCAAAUGCCAAGCGUCGAGCACGAAGUUCACGGAUUCAACGAAAGCUUUCGAUAACACUUUUCUGCUUCUCACGAGGAUUUCUUUGAAUUUCCCAACUUUGGUGGGUCUCCCUCGGACUGUCAAACAUAUCUCCGAGUCAGAGAAAACAAUUAUAUCCAGUUGUACCGAAGCUCACUUCGAGGAAAUGGUCUUGAGAAGACCUUUUCAAAGUCGCUGUUAACUUUUCGAAAGAUUUUAGAUCACUGUCACUAAAAAGUCCCACUUACGUUUUUUUUUUUAAUUUUUCAUUUCAAGACCAUUUUCAUUAAACUUUUGAGUAGUUCGAUUUUUUUAAGUUUUCAGGAACGCGUUUUCUACGUAUUUGGUACAGAAUAUAUAAAAAUAUUAAUUUUCAUCAAGUUUUCCCCUCUAAAAACCUUUUCGUUUUCAGAACCUCAAACAAUUGGUGAAUGGUAGAACUGCUCCGAUAGCUAUUGAUGAACAGAGUAUUUUGUGAGUUCUCCACUUGUAUUUUCAGUUUCAAUUUGAUUCUUUUUCAGUUAUAAAUGGGCGUAUCGAUAUUUGAAACGAGUGAGGAAAUUAAGAAAAAAGCUUGAAAACACGGAAAAUUAUGAUGUAGCGGAAGCGUCGACGUCUCAGAAGGUGAAAAAUAACCUUUUUUUAAAAAAUAUCGUAUUCAAUUCACAAGUGUCCUAAGAGCCAAAGAAAAAUAAAACGAGGAAAACUCGAGGAAAACCAUCGGGCCGGAGCAAAUUUCUCUUCAAACUGUCGAAAAGUAACGAACUAUUUUAACAGAUAAACCAUUAAAAAAAAGGUUUUCUGAGUUCAAACUCAAUUAUGUACGGAUCCGGCCCGAUAGACACCUUGGUUCGUUUUUUUAAUAAAAAAAUUUCAAGAGACUUUAUGAACUCGCUUCAUGUUCGAACGAAAAAAACUGUCUAAUUUUUAAUUUCCUCUCACAGUUUAUCCAAAUUCCCAAGAACCGACAUUGUAAAAAGUCAAGGAAACUUUUAAAAAAACCAAUCCAAUUUUUUUCCUUGAUAGAUUAUUUUUUUCUUCAACUUCUCCUCAUUUUUUUCGAAAGAGCCAUUGAUAUAAAUUAAGAACCCAGUAAAAACCGAGCCAGUGACGGCGAUCGAUGAGAAACUGGCGGGUUCUUCGAUCGGCGGGAUUUGUCUCAGCCCAAUGAUGCGCUCCAAUACAAUCGAGCCCCAUGAGGACGAUGACGAAGUGAACUUUUGCUCGAAAAACAGCGAAAACAAAGUUUCUCGCAGAAUAUCCUGCCGAAAAUUCCGAGGGAAGAAGCGGCGGCCAUCCUUUUGAAGCUCAAAGAUCGACAACCGUUUUGGAGCGACAAGUGAGUUAAGUUUUGGGAAAAAUGUAGCAUGAAGAUUUUAGGCCAGAAAUACCGCAGUUGAUAUUUUCCAUACCAAUGAUUGGCGCGAUUUUGCUUGAAGAAUAUCAAAAUAAGCAUUUGGAUAAGCAGAGGGCGCUCACUGCGAUGAAGGUCUGUUUUUUCAUUUUUAUUGAUUUUCCAGAGUUUUAUUUCGGUAAAGAAAAAAAUCACUAAAACUGUUUGACAUACAAGCGUGACGAUGACAAUUGUUUUUUUUUCACAGUGAAAGGUGUUCUCCAAGGUAUCCAACGAGAUUCAAUCUUUACUUGAGGUUUUUUCAACCGAUAUUUUCUUGAUGAGCAUUUUUAGCCGAUUUUUAGAUUUUUAUCCGUCUUUCAGAACAUAAUAUAUGGCCUCCAGGAGCUGAGUUCGCUCUUUGUCUGCCUCAUUCAGUACUUGGAUUGUCAGGUUUUUUUUACUGUCAAAGCUUUUUUAAAGCAAUCGAGUUAUUCAGCAAGACUCGGUGGCUCGACGAGCACUUGGCGCCACGAUUCAUCAAGCGCUGGAUAAUAUUUUAGACGAGACGCACGACAAUGGAGAAGAAGCUUUAAAGUACAUUUUUUCGUUCUUACAUAGAAUCGAUCCCACAAAGUCGCUAUCUCCGCAAACGCUUCGUUUUGGAGAUAUGAUUUUUCGAAGUUUUUAUUCUUAAACACGUGACACCGUUUGAAAGGAAUCCGUAUCCGCGCCACCAGCCAUUGCAUGAUUUCUAGUAUCGUGGGGGAGGGGCUUGUGCGGUAGCCUGUGAAGUCUAUAAUGAAGAUUGCUAUCAUUUUUGCCAUUAUUUUAUGCGAGGGAUUCAGAUGAAAAUAUCAAAUUUCUCAUGAUGAGGAUGUUAUUGUGGGUUUUCGCUUCAAAGUAGCUAUGAUCCAAGAACUAAUACUUCCAUUGCAAAAUGAUUAUUUUUCGUUCAGGUGGCCAUUCAUUUUGUCGAUGCUGAAGCCGAUAAUUGUCGAAAUGAGCGAAAAGCCGCCAGUUUACCCGGACCUCGCCAUAACUUCCUUCACGAUUGCUCGACGAUUUUGUCCGCAUCUCCAUCGAGCUGAGGUUUUUCAAAGGGAAAUUGAAAUGUAUAAAAGAAAGGGAUUUGGCUGUUUCGAACAUUUCUAUUAUCAAUUGAGAGUCUCUCCAGUGGUCCCUAUAGAGGCAACCUUUAUUUCCUUGGAGGGUCCCCUCUAGAGGCCACUCUACCAACCCCCAUAGGGGUAUAAUUCCGACAUAAUGACUGUUGAAUAAAACUAGUUCUUGUUAAAUUACUAGGUUCCUGAUCUGGCGCACCUCAAAAAGGCCUGGAUCUACUCUCAACGACAAGCUUGGGCCAGUCCUCACGUCUUGCGGAUGUUAGAACAUUGCAAUUUGGCCGGCCAACACAAAGAUUGGAUCAGUGUUCGUUUCAAAUAUUUUUUGCCUCAGUAAGAUUUGAUUUUUAGCAUUAUCCAUUGUACUAUUAGUUUUUCUUACUUUUUUUCAACGGCCCUCUUGAGAGCCAAAAUAAAAAUAACAAUUUUUUGGAAAUCAUUUUUUCUGGCCGUCAGCAUAGUAAUUACGAAACAAAUCUAUCAUGAAAAAUGUCUUUCAGUAUAAUCUGAAAAUAGCCACGAAAAAGUUCGAAUUUCUAAACCGGUGAUCCUGAAAGUUUGCUCCGAACGUGCGCUACUUGGCACUUCAGGGUUGCAUUUUUCACAUUUUUUUUGGUGUGAAGUCGUUUCAGAAUCACAAAACCUGACCUGAGAAGGAAGCCAAAAUAGAGUUCAAAGCGUAGAAGUAUAUUCAAAAUAAGUAAGAUUAUUAAAAGAUUUUUCAUGAAAACAAAAAAAUGUGGAAAAAUCCAAUCAUCAAGUUCGGACUGAAGUCUCGGGAUGACGUGUUUGGAAAUUCUUUUAGGAAUACCAGUUUACAAAAAACUCAAAUUUUUGCUUUACAGUCAUUUUUUUCAAAAAUCGUUCAGUUUCAAUUUCAAGAGUUUUCAGUUUUUUGUGACGUACAUGAUGAAGCUGAAAUGCGGCGAGAUGAUGGUCAAAGCUGUUGAUAUGAUUUCGGCUUUUAUGAUGAUGGAUCAACUUGGAUCGCUUAUUCGCAUGCUUGAGGUUGAGUUUUCAGGAGUUCGAAAAAAGAAAAAUCAAAGAUUUCAUUCAGUUUAUGAUAUUCAUAUUAGUGGAUGUUUAGUCAUAGAAAAAAAAAAUUAUUUACAUUUUUAUUUGAAGCUCAAUCUAGGUGGAAACUUUUUUUUUUGCCAUUUAUCAAGAUUUAUUCUUUUUUUUAAAGUUCUUUCUAAGUUCGUUUCUGAAGAUGGACCAAGUUCCAGAUGAUGGUCGACUACAUGUUCGAAGAUGGAUCUCUGUGCGAUAUUCGAUUUGAGCAGCCUUUUGUGGCCCCGCUAAUUCGACUUUUAACUCAAGUUUUUUGAAACUGUUGAGAUUUUUCAGAAAAUGACUAGUUCAGGUGCUUUUUGUCGCUGUUUGGACCUUGGAAUGCGAAAAAAAGAAGCUUGAAUCGAAUGAACCGAAGUCGAAAAGAGCCAAACUUCAGCUGGAACUUUCCGAGGGAGAACAAGGUACUUUGGAGCAAAAGUUGGAGAUGUCAAGGGUUCUGCAAAUUUAAGACACUCCUGAAGCGUUAGUUCACUUGCUGGACGAGUCGAUCAACGUGGCGAUGAACAAAUUUUUGAAAAAAUUGAAAGAAGGUACGAGGGUUCUGAAUUGAAUAUCAUAGAGAAAAUGGUCCUGGGCUUUACUAAAAAUUUUCCCAUGGGUUCUACACAAACUAAUUUCUUGCAAUAGGAAUAAAAGCAGUUCCAUAAUAUUUAUAAAAGUUUGGCGCUUUUGACGAAAAUCUUAAUAAGAACUGAGAAAUCUUUCUUUUGUCAAUGAGUACCGUUUAAUAAUCGUUUCUGGAUCCCAGGUGUUCUUUCCUCAGUGGUUUGUGCGAUAUUCCACCUGAUGAGGUCAAUUGCGGCUUCGCCCAACUCAGAGCCCAAGCGACUGCUUCUCCAGAGGAUCCCGCCCAAGCUGGUAAUCAUUUUUCGAAAAAAUAUAUAUAUUAUAGUUGAUCCACCGAAAGUUCGCCAAAAUCUAUGGAAUCGUGUUUAUAUAGAAACCGUUAUGUGAAGAAAUCGUGUGAAAAUUAAGAAACGUCUAAAUUUCACGUAUUUCGUAGAAUUGAAGUUUCCGAGCAAGGGAAAAAUGGAAUAAAUGUCUAUUUUUCUUGAGCUGAGUUCAAUUUUCGUAUUUUGUCUCUCGUCUUUCUUUCUUUUUGUUAUCAAACCAGGUUCUCGAGUCGAAGAAAUUUCGGAUUCUAAGUGAUCCUUUGAGUUCUUUUCGCUUUUUAUUCUUGUUUAAUUGCGCUCAAAAUAAAAGUCAACUUUUCGAGAACAUUCCAGAUCUUCGAGCUGGCCUACAUUGAAGCGUUCUCGGUGCCCAUCGAAAUGUUCGAAACUUUUUGCCAGGCCGGAAACCCUGAACACGAUGCUGAACGAUUACGGUAUUUGUGCGUCUUGAAACGACGCGGCAUACUGUAG
Molecule: messenger RNA, 9873 nt
Organism: Caenorhabditis auriculariae
Lineage: Eukaryota; Metazoa; Nematoda; Chromadorea; Rhabditida; Rhabditidae
Source: the annotation of a GenBank genome assembly